Molecule: messenger RNA, 2139 nt
Organism: Lampris incognitus (smalleye Pacific opah)
Lineage: Eukaryota; Metazoa; Chordata; Actinopteri; Lampriformes; Lampridae
Gene: ccz1
Product: CCZ1 homolog, vacuolar protein trafficking and biogenesis associated
Exons: 17
Coding region: 206-1648 (480 amino acids)
Biological process (GO): vesicle-mediated transport
Cellular component (GO): intracellular membrane-bounded organelle; Mon1-Ccz1 complex
Source: RefSeq, a predicted model, not a curated record
AGGAAGUAGCUCCAAGUGGCGUGUGAGCGGCUUCUCUCUCAUUUGUUUAGGUUUGCCUCGAUAUUAAAAUACGUUUCGUUCACUUUAACUCCCGCGAAAGAUGAACACCGGCGUCCUGGUGUGUGGAGGCUGUGCGGUGUAAUGCGCACGGCAUGCUGACCCAGCUCUCUUCGGAACAAGGACGGUCCAGACACAACUCACACUAAUGCUGAUGAUCAGUCCAAGAAUGGCCGCAGGAAUGCAAGAGAAACAGUACACGCCGUCCCUUCUCAGCUUUUUCAUUUACAACCCUACAUUUGGACCCCGAGAAGGAGAGGAAGAGAAGAAGAUCUUGUUUUACCACCCCUGUGAAGUAGAGAAGAAUGAGAAGAUCCGGAACGUGGGCCUUUGCGAAGCCAUUGUACAAUUCACCAGAACGUUCUGUCCAACAAAGCCAGCUAAAUCCCUUCACACACAGAAGAACAGGCAGUUCUUCUUUGAGCCAGAGGCCAAUUUCUGGAUGAUCAUGGUGGUGCGAAAUCCAAUGGUUGAGAAGCCCAACAAAGAUGGGAAGCCUCCAACAGUAGAAUAUCUGGAAGAGGAAAUACUUGACACGGUGUAUGGGGCAGUGUUGAGACAGUGUUACAGUAUGUAUAAGCUCUUCAACGGCACAUUUGGGAGGGCAAUGGAAGCCGGUGGGGUGGAGCUGCUCAUUCAGAAGCUGGAGAAGUUUUUCUACAGGUAUCUACAGACGCUCCACCUGCAGUCCUGUGACCUACUGGACGUGUUCGGAGGAAUCAGCUUCUUCCCUCUGGACAAGAUGACGUACCUGAAGAUCCAGGCUUUCGUCAACCGAGUAGAGGAGAGCCUCAGCCUGGUCAAAUACAGCGCCUUCCUGUACAAUGACCAGCUCAUCUGGAGCGGACUGGAACAGGAUGAUAUGAGGAUCUUGUAUAAGUAUCUGACCACCUCGCUGUUCCCCAGACAUGCUGAACCAGAGCUGGCUGGCAGGGACUCUCCUUUGAGGCCAGAGGUAGCGGGGAAUCUGUUGCAUUAUGGGAGGUUUUUGACCGGUCCCGCAAACCUCAAAGACCCAGAGGCCAAAUUUCGAUUUCCCAGAAUAUUUGUCAGAACAGAGGACGGCUAUGAGGAGCUGCAUCUGAUUGUCUACAAGGCCAUGAGUGCGGCGGUUUGUUUCAUGAUCAGUGCCUCGGUGGAGUUGACCAGGGCUUUCUGUGAGCAGUUGGAUGGGUUGGUGGGGCCUCAGCUCACCCUGCUGGCAUCUGACAUUUGUGAACAGUUCAACAUCAACCGCCGGGUGUCGGGGCCAGACAAGGAGCCCCAGUUUAAGUUCAUCUACUUCAACCAUAUGAACCUGGCGGAGAAGAGCACCAUCCACAUGAGGAAGACCGCCAGUGUCUUCUUCACCUCCGUCCACCCAGACCUCAUGAAGAUCCUGGGAGACAUUAACUGUGACUUCGCCAGGGUUGAUGAGGAUGAAGAAAUCAUAGUGAAAGCCAUGACGGACUACUGGGUGGUGGGUAAGAAGUCUGACCAGAGAGAACUGUACGUCAUCCUGAACCAGAAGAACGCUAACUUGAUUGAAGUAAACGAGGAAGUGAAGAGGCUUUGUGCGACCCAGUUCAACAAUAUAUUCUUUCUGGAUUGAUGGAGAUUUCCGAGAUGUGUAGGAGAAGGGGAGCGGCGUUCAGGAGCGACACCGGGACUGUUUGACUGCACUAAAAACUGUCAGCGCCGCAGGCUGUCAUGCCUGGCAAGAUGCAUCGGCACUGCAAAGGAGAAAGAAGCUUCAGGCUUUGUUUUUUUAAGGAUUUUUAUUUAACCUAUACAAACUGUAAUAUCUCUUGUAAUUAAGUGUAACAUCAGAAUGUUGCUGUACAUGUCCCUGAUUUGCGUUGGUGUUACUUUGUACAUACAUUGCCUUGUAUGGGUUUGUCAACUGUUUAUUUUGGCUUCAGCUGUUCAUCGUGUCUUUUUCAUGGACACACCUGACACAACGAGGUCUGGGUUAAUUUCAGACUGGACAUGCUUACAAUACAUGUAUUUUUUCAGAUUAUGUUCAUGAUCUUGUAUAGAUUUGGAAUAAGAUGCCAUUAUGUCUUAACUAUUGUAAACAGCUGGCCUAACUUUAAAUAAAUU